Molecule: messenger RNA, 1243 nt
Organism: Cryptosporidium muris RN66
Lineage: Eukaryota; Apicomplexa; Conoidasida; Eucoccidiorida; Cryptosporidiidae
Product: clathrin adaptor complex small chain family protein
Exons: 1
Coding region: 38-541 (167 amino acids)
Biological process (GO): vesicle-mediated transport; protein transport
Cellular component (GO): AP-1 adaptor complex; intracellular membrane-bounded organelle
Molecular function (GO): clathrin-cargo adaptor activity
Source: RefSeq, a predicted model, not a curated record
UUAAGGUCUGGGCAAGAUACCUAUCUUUUUAUAAGAAAUGUUCCAGUUUUUUUUACUAAUAAGUAGACAAGGGAAAGUAAGAUUGGAAAAGUGGUAUAAUUCAUCAUCUCAAAAUGAAAGGAAAAAGUUGAUUAAAGAAAUAACCUAUGUCGUGCUUAAUAGGCAAGGUAAAUUGUGCAAUUUUAUUGAAUGGCGAGAUUAUACACUAGUAGCUAAACGUUAUGCUAGUUUAUAUUUUAUCGCUUGUAUUGAGAAGGUAGAUAACGAAUUAUUAGCUCUAGAAAUUAUACAUCACUUUGUAGAAGUACUGGAUCGUUACUUUGGAAAUGUGUGUGAAUUAGAUCUUAUAUUCAACUUUCAUAAGGCUUACUUUAUAUUAGAUGAAGUUAUAUUAAGUGGUGAAAUUGAGGAGAGUAGUAAAAAAGCUGCUUUACGUAUUAUGUCAACUCAAGAUUCCCUUAUGGAAGAAAGUCGAGAUACUACAUCUAGCCUUGCUAUGUCGGCUGUUACCGCAGCGAAGAAGGCAGGAGCACUUUUCUAAAGUGGGGGAUAUAUUACUAUUAAUAGACAAUUUAUAAAUAUUACAGAUUUGUGAAUAUCAAAUGAAGUCCUCUUUAACUGGGGUCAAUUUUCUUAUUAUCUAUAUAAUUAUUUAUAGCUAUAUAUAUCUAAUCUAACACUUUAUUAUUAUAUAUUGUUAUUAAAGUGAAUUAGGAUACAUUUUCGAUUAUUUUAUAUUUUGUUUUAGUAAUUGUGUCCUCACGAUAUAAUAGAGAAUUCUUUUUAUUUAAUUGAGUUAAUAUUAGAUUUUUCUGGGAUAUACAUAUAUAUAUGAAUUAUUUGGUUUAUUUUGAAGUGGAGUUUUAUACAAAUGAAUCUGUGACGAGUUAAUACAAAAUAUGCCCUGGAGUAUUUGUAUAAUUAUUUACUCUUGUAAUUUAUAAAGUAUAAGGUGUUCUAUGACUUCUGUUUUAAUGUCAUGCUCACUCCAUUUAGAACCUGCCAAUUUGUCAACAAUACCUUUUGAUAUACAUACUGAAAAUGCCUCAAUAAAACCCAAUAAAGACAAAUAUUUCGAUACACAAUAAGUUGAUGGUAAAGGAACUGGAGUAAAACUCUCUUUUUUAUCCAAAAUAUUAUCAAUAAUAUUAAAUAGAUCAGAUCCAGUAAUAUGUCCUGGUAUAAAACCAAUAUUACAUAAAUAUUGGUAUAAGUGUAAAGGUUUAAUAUAAUCAUGUAGUGU